Messenger RNA from Hibiscus syriacus, 924 nucleotides. RefSeq lists its product as uncharacterized. The record is from RefSeq and is a predicted model, not a curated record. NCBI's taxonomy places the organism in Eukaryota, Viridiplantae, Streptophyta, Magnoliopsida, Malvales, Malvaceae. The transcript is spliced from 4 exons. The coding region runs from base 1 to 924 and encodes 307 amino acids.
AUGGUAAAAACCUCUAAAGCUCUAAUCGACACGGGAGCCACAAAUACAUUUAUCUCUCCAGAGGAAGCUAAGAGAUGUGGGUUGAUUGUCACCAAGGAGAUAUUGUCCGCUAUCCAAUUUAAGAAAGGGGUGAAAAAAGGAGAGCCUUCAUUCUUGGUCUUUCCAGUUUCCAAAGAGGAUAUCAAUUCUGGCAUUGUGCCCAUGAAUGUUCAAGAACUGUUGAAUGACUUUAAGGAUGUAAUUCCAGAUGAAUUGCCAAAAGAGUUCUUUUCUAGAAGGUCGGUGGACCAUGAGAUUGAAUUAAUCCCAGGCGUAAAACCCCCUGCGAAGUGCCCGUAUCGGAUGAGUCCUCUAGAGCUGGUGUUCCAUGACUACCUCGAUAAGUUUGUAGUUAUCUACUUGGAUGAUAUAAUGAUCUUUAGCACUUCUAUGGAAGAGCAUCAGGAGCAUCUUCGAUUGGUGCUAGCAAGAUUGCGGGAAAAUCAAUUAAAGGGUGUGAGUGGGUUUGGUUCAAGGAUUUUUCAAGAGGCCUUUGAUGAUUUAAAGAAUGUGGUUGUCAAUGAACUAGUGUUUACCUUGUUGGACCUUGAAAAACCUCUAGAAGUAGAGACAGACGCGUCUGAUUAUGCAAUUGGAGGGGUACUCUUACAGGACGAACAUCCCGUGGCAUUUGAAAGUAUGAAGCUAAAUGAAACUGAAACGAGAUAUACGUCUCCGGAGAAAAAACUUCUAGCAGUAAUUCAUUGUUUGAGGAUUUGGAGACAUUAUCUGUUGGGAUUUAAAUUUUUGGUAAAGACAUAUAAUAAAACAAUUAGCCACUUUUUGAUGCAACCAAAGUUGACAACAAAGCAAGCUAGAUGGCAGGAGUUUCUAUCAGAGUUUGAUUUUAGCUUUGAGCAUAGGGCGGGGAAAAGAAUCAGGUAG